This is a messenger RNA of Aedes aegypti (yellow fever mosquito), 4265 nucleotides long. RefSeq lists its product as uncharacterized. The record is from RefSeq and is a predicted model, not a curated record. Lineage: Eukaryota; Metazoa; Arthropoda; Insecta; Diptera; Culicidae. Bases 601 to 4086 code for a protein of 1161 amino acids. Gene Ontology annotation, cellular component: cytosol. Gene Ontology annotation, molecular function: fibroblast growth factor receptor binding; transmembrane receptor protein tyrosine kinase adaptor activity. The transcript has 9 exons.
UUCCGAUUAUUCAAAGUCUGGUAAUACACAGCGAACGUGUGCUGCUGGCAGAGUUCCCUAUCCAAAGUUAAAAAGAGACCCGAUCCGAUCGGGUGUUGAACAUAUGCAACCGCAAUACAAAGAGACGACACGGUCUCGAGAGAUUGCUAAGGCGGUUCGGUCGAUGUAUGGUUUGUUCUAACGAUAUCCAGAAUUGAGUGUAUUCGUUGGUCGGAACCAUGCGGGAUAAGACGGUCGGAACAAUUUAGAGAUAAUGCGUUAAAAUGUGCUUCUUUAUUCAACUAGUGACACAGCAAUUUAACGAUUUAAUGUCACGUUAAUAUGGUUGAUUCCUGCAAGUGAAUAAGAAUGUUUCGCAUGGCGUCAUGACGCAACCUACUACUUUUUCAAAAUGUGUUAUGCGCAAGCCAGUUGCAGAAUUAGUGAAACGGCAAUCGUUUACGAUGAGCAAAGUGAUUAAAAGUGUGUCAUAUAUCCGGAUGAUGAAAAUUAAGUGAAGGCUACUGUUUUCAUGUGUGAGGAAUAGUCGUGCGUGCCAUAAUUAAUGUACUGCUCAAUCGUUGUUUACCAAUUUAAUCUACGUUUCGAGUGCUGCUUUUCAUGAUGUAUUCAGACAACCCGAACUACUUCGACGAAGAGGUGGCCACCAAGAGCAACGAAACAAACAGCAAAAGUUUCUUUCUGUUCAAAAAACGGCAUUCCUCGGGUAAACUGGUAACAUCAAAGCCCGUUUCCAUAAACAUUGAUCUUAACCCGGGAGCACAAAAACGUCGUGGAAGUUUAAAAGGAUUAUUACGCUCCCGUAGCAAUAGUACAACAUCGCCUCCGGUGAGAACAGCAGAUACGAAUACCAGGAAGCAUAACACGCUAGAUUACCGGAACCAUGGAGCCGACAGCAUCCGUGACCGUUGGGAUUCCUAUAAUGAUUCAUUUUCGGAAAACAGUGCCAAUGAUGAUGUGUUCUAUUCGAAUUCCAUUGACUCCAAGUGCAGCAGUUUAUUACAAGGGCGGAGAGAGCAUCUUCGUAGCGAGGAAGCAACAUCCAGUGAAACAAGGCGUCAUUCUAUCGGAACGUUCAUGAUGAAAGAGCACAUGCGAACCGGAUCAAUUUCUGAUGAGGUUCCUAAAAUGCUGGCUCCCAAGGCUCCUACCGCUUCUAAAAGCAUCCAAAGACAUGGUGAAAGUCCUAUGAGCGCUGUGGAUGAUAUCCUGUUUGUCACAUCGCGGCACAAUGAGCAAGCCAUGAUGUGGGUGAAUCAUUUGAAGACGUGCUUCGAUAAAAUAACAAAACAGCGUGGCCGAUUGCCAUUCAAUUUCCUCCACGUAAAAAUUGACGAGGAUCAAAUAACCCAGCAAUUAACCCACCGCUGCCAGUACACAAAGCUGCAGAUUGUGAUUGUAUGCCCAACGCUGCUCUCGCUGUCGUCCCAGUUUUUACAGUCCAAUAUGAAGCUGCUACUGAAACCGGAGAGGGUUUUAGGCAUGCUGUUGGAUGUAACCGAAACACGUGUGUGGGAAAUCCACAAGGCCACAUUCCCAGCCUAUAAUAAAUGGCGAACGUGUGUCGUGGGCGAUCAUGAACAAUCCUUCGUUAGUGAACUACUCGGUAUCGCGACGGAUAUUCUGGGACGCGCCUUGCGACAGCAACCGAUGCUAAAUACAGAAGUAACCAACGUGGUUUCAUCGCCAAAAACGACAACGGCAGCCUCCCAUUCAACGGCAGGACAUCAAGAGGCAUUUACUUUGUUUCCCAGAAAGGUGAAAGUAGGACAAAGUAAAAUUAUUGCCAUUCUCAACGAGCCAUUGAUAAAGGACGAUUGGAUUAAGAUCAAAAUUGAAAAGGCUAACGAGAUAAUCGAAAUUACUAAUAUCAAGAGGAGGAACCCGUACACUAUUCAGUUCAACAUACCUGAGACCUGUAUGGAAAUUUCCAUGAUGAUUGGAAUUCGGCUGGAGAAAAACAAUGUAGACUUGGGAUGCCGGCCGCUUAAAUGUGAAAGCCGAUUACGAGAGCUGGAGCAGAUACUGAAAUCCCAGGACGCCCCGAUGGACUUUCUGUGCCAGUCGAUUGGCAUCGCCGUAUCGGAUCGCGAUAAACUAGACACAUACCUGUUGCACUCGUUCCAGCGCAAUAUCCCACCCAAUUUCCACCUGCUGAACGCCGAAGCCACUGGUGAUGGCCUUAAAACGCAUCGGGAAACAAAUCCAGAGGAAUAUCCUACUUUGCUACACUUUGCCGCUUAUUGGGGGCUUGAGAAGUUAUGCCUGCAGCUCAUGGAUUGCCCCGGAGGAGACGUUGCUUGCGAGAUGAGAAAUAUUUCAGGACGCACGCCUGCCGAUUUGGCUGAAAUAGGAGGCCACUUCAAAUUAGCAAACAACUUCAAGAAUUUCUCGCAAAUGCAUGAGUUCACCACCAUGUAUCACUAUUUCAAAGGGAUCAGCGAAGCAUCCCCAAAUAAAGUAGUGAUUGAGCCGAAAUCGUCAUCAUCUACGCCAGCACACAACACAAAAGAAAGGUCGCCAAUGGUGAAAUCAUCUCCGCAUGCUGGAAGAGCCCCUCGUCAUCAACACCACCAAAGUGAAGGCUAUAUGGAAAUGAAUGGCAGCGGCAGUGAUAUUGAAUCUAGUCAGUGCGAAGGUUUCAAUUCUGUUUCCAAUUUGAAUUAUCUAAAUGUGGAAGCUUCGGGUGGAAGUGGCCAAGACGAAGUGGACUUUGUAGCAUUUGAUCCACAAAAACAGGCAGAAAAGGAUAAGGAAAUUUUGAACAAUCUCAACAGUAGUCACGAUGAAAGUGUUGGAAGAGAGCAUGAAAUUCUGUUCAAUGAACUUCGUAUUACUGAACCGGAAUAUUUUGAGUCCAGUGACAUUAACAAAAGUGACGCUUUUAGUCAAGAAUGUUCUAAUUUGUUAGAAAACUGUAACGUGUAUUGCAACAACGACUUUGAUUAUUUGAUUCAGCCAUCCAACCUACCGGUGAAAACCUCAGAGUCUGAGAGUGAUUAUUUGGUACAGCCAUCGAAUAUUCCAAUUCACGAGUAUAGCAACUUUGAUUUUGGUAAUGAAUAUCAAAAUAAUCCUAGUAAUAAGCAGAUAAAUGUAAAUCAAGAGGCUGGUAGAGAGACCUCACACCUAAGAUUGAGUUUUAAAAAGAAAGACCAAGAAACCGAUUACAAACCAAAGAACGCCACUUUGAAGAGGCAAGAAAGCAACACCUCCAAAAAAUCUGUCGAUGACGAACUGUUGGAAAUAAUAACAGAUUUCAAGAACAAUGUAUUCACCAUUCAGGAAGUAGAACAAUUAGUUGAUUCAUGGAAAUCACGAAACGAUGUUCAAAAAAGCUUCAAAGACAAAGCUGAGCAGCUACAAAGAAUGCGAGAGGAAUACGAACGAAUUCAACAACAAAUGAAAGAAAAACUAAAGAGACCAACACCGUUUGAGAGAAUGAAGAAAAUGUUUUCGAAGAAUAAGCAUACACCAUCGAAGAAAGUCAAUCCCAGUGCAACCACACCGUCGGAUGUGUGUGAUGACAUCAAAUUUUCCAUGCUAGCACCGUCGUCUCAUUCCCAUCGGCCAAUCAGUUCGACCAGCCUUCAGAGCAUAUCCAGUGGGUCUUCCGGCCGAAUGAGUACCCUAAGUGGUGCUAGUGUUGGCGAUAGCGGAACACAUUCCGACUCAGAUGAACGUAAAUUUGGUUUUGGAAACAAGGAGCACAAUCGAGGAAGUUUGAUGGAGAACUAUAUGAUCCCUCCAGCUCCUAGACCAGUGAUCACACCUGCAGGCACACCGACGCCAGUUGAAGAAAAAGAACGUCCUUGUUUCGGAUCUGCGAUGGCCAACGAGCAUUAUACCAUAUUUCCCUCCAACAUACCGGUGUUCCAAGAACCGUACAAUGAUUACGUAAAUACUCCGUGUUCUCCGACGUUGAAUCCCAUCGAUGAAACCAAAGAAUCAGAAACGCAAGUACAACACAUCAAGAUUCAGCGACACGAAAUUAUCUAUUCGCAGUUGGAAAACGCGAGACCAACACUGAGUUCGUUUAGGGCGUCUACGGACGAGCAACAAUCUUCUAAUAUCGAAGACGUAUAACUAUGAUUUACGUUUUUAAUCAUAUUCCUCUAUAUUAGUGUAUUGUUUGAAUUAAUGUUGUAUUACUCGUCUGUAUAUAUACUCAUUUAAGGACAUGUGCUCGAUACUCAUACUCAUUCUAAAUAUUACUUUUGGACAAGUGAAACUGGUAAAAUACAUUAAAAUUAUUUAUUCCGUAA